AUGACUCCACUAUUAUCUCUGAUGCCUAUCACUCGCUCAUCUUUAAGGCCACCAGCUGCAAUCAAUCCAACCUUAACAUGCAAAUUACAUUAUCAGAUGCCCUACUUCUUCACUGAGUGGCAUAUGGCGUCCAUGCAACAGACUGGACGGGAUUGGACUGAAUUUCCAGUGAAACAGGACAGCAUAUACGGACCACCUCGGCCAUACGACGGUGUGGAUGUGUGA
Acanthocheilonema viteae is the source of this 225-nucleotide messenger RNA. NCBI's taxonomy places the organism in Eukaryota, Metazoa, Nematoda, Chromadorea, Rhabditida, Onchocercidae. The record is from the annotation of a GenBank genome assembly.